Messenger RNA from Nerophis lumbriciformis (worm pipefish), 4580 nucleotides. It is a transcript of the gene snx25, whose product is annotated as sorting nexin 25. Gene Ontology annotation, cellular component: endosome. Lineage: Eukaryota; Metazoa; Chordata; Actinopteri; Syngnathiformes; Syngnathidae. The record is from RefSeq and is a predicted model, not a curated record. Gene Ontology annotation, molecular function: phosphatidylinositol binding.
UUGGCUGACACCGUUUUCACGUUCGAGACAGAUUGUCAGUCAGCUGGGGCUCGAUGGAAAAAAAAAAAUAACAGCUUGUUUUUAAACUGACUGCCACGGUCACUUUCUCACCGCGACCAUAAUACUUACUUUUAAAUUGCAUUCUCUCGACAAGGACGCUGCGUGGGAAUGUAACGUCGCCGUCGCCCGCUCCUUUUAAAGGAUAUUGAAGUAAGCUAAUGUUAGCUCGGUUGUUAAGAAGGGAGGCUAGUUAGCUAGCAUCGCCGUAUGGUGCGGUUAGCUUCACUGUUAAGUCGUGAACAAUUCUUUGGUCAUAUUCCAAUACAACUUCAAUUAACUUCGCAUGUUCGCUACAUUAACACGGUCACUAAGCUCCCUUUAUUGGCCUCCAAGGUGACGCUGUUUGCGGCUCCAUUCAUCCAAUUUUGCCUUCAAGCUGCCCACUCAAGGCCAACCCCCGGCACUGCCUGGACGACCACUGUUUAGAUGACGAAAGUAGCGGGACUGCGUGUCCGUGCCCGCCGGGUGGGCGGAUGCUAGGAGCGGCGGACACAGAGGAGUAGGUCGGUCAGGAGAUGUCAGAGUGGGGAUGCCGCUGCUUGGAGACAGUGUUGUAAUUGAGGGCACAGAAGAGUGUACACACUACACCUACCUCUCCAACGAGACAUCCGGACAAGGCAGUCAACUUUUCUGCCCGACACAUAUAUGGAUGGUGGGGUCCCAGCAUGCCCACCCCCUCAUCUACCACAACACACUUGGCCUGCAGGAGCAGCAGUGUCGGUGAAGAAGAGGGGCCCACGUUUGCCAGCUCUUCCUCUUCUCUUGCCUCCUCGUUCCGGUUUGUCCCAGCUUUCCUCCUGGGUGUGGUGGCAGCAGUAGUGUUCCAGCUAGCAUGGGGAGGCCUGUCCCUGACCUCUUUCUUCCUGAAGCUUUUCAUCUAUGUAUCCUUCGCCCUGCUGUGUUUCCUGGCUGGGAGCUUUGUCCUGCUGGUCCGAAAGAGUCCUCUCAAAGUCAGCUCCUUUGACAGGCAUAGAAGGCGUUCUGUCCAACAAUUGGAGUUCUUCAAGAAACUCAUGACUCAAUUUGUGGCGCCAGCACAGGAAUCGAGCCAGAGUCGGAGGGUGGUGAUAUCACACAAUGUGGAUAAAGCCCUGAAGGAAGUGUUGGACUAUGCCUACAGAGACUACAUCCUGUCUUGGUACAUUCCUUUGAGCCGUGAUGAGGGCCAGUUGUACACCAUGUUGUCGGAGGAUUGGUGGCAGAUGAUUGGGCAGUUGAGAUUCCGACUUGCUGAUAUAGAUCUUGUUAACGUGGUGUGUUAUGACACAAUCCGGAUUUUACAUAGACACUUCACUGCCCUCAAAGCUGCAUCUGCAAGACCGGAUGAAGGAGCUCGGCCGUUUCCUCUCCAUUCGAGUUUGGUCAGUCCUGAGUCAGAGCUGGCCUUCCUGCGCUGUGUAGCCAGAAUACUGCUGCUAUGUCUACUGCCACAAAAGGAUGCCAAGUCUCACACACUACGCUGCUGCCUCACAGAAGUCAUCACAACUAAAGUGUUGAAGCCUUUGGUGGAAGUGCUCAGCGACCCUGACUCCAUAAACAGGAUGCUGUUGGCUCAACUGGAGCAGCGGGAGCAUCAGACUGAGCAGCAGAAGAAAGCUUACACCUACGCUGCCUCUUAUGAAGACUUUAUCAAGCUGAUAUCAACCUCCACAGAUGUCCUUUUCCUCAAACAACUCAGGUAUCAAAUAGUGGUAGAAAUUAUUCAUGCCACCACCAUCAGCAACCUGCCUCAGCUCAAGAAACAGAAAGAGCGAAAAGGAAAAGAAUCUGCAGCCAUGAAAGCAGACCUGCUGAGAGCCCGAGAUAUGAAACGAUAUAUCAAUCAGCUGACUGUUGCUAAGAAACAAUGCGAGAAACGGAUCCGUCUGCUCGGUGGACCAAACUAUGAGAACAAUGAAGGUGGAGGAACUGAUGACAGUGAUGAUCCUCAAAGCCAGAGGAUUCUCCUGUUUGAUGACAUCAUGUGCAAUCCAGGUUACAGGGAACAUUUCAGAGAUUACAUGGAGAGAGUAGAUAAGAGAUCACUGAUAAGCUUCUGGGAAUUGGUGGAAACCCUGAAAACUGCCAACAAGAAUGAGGUGCCCCAAAUCGUCGGGGAAAUCUACCAGAAGUUUUUUGUGGAGAGCAGGGAAAUUCCAGUGGAGAAGAUUUUGCUUAAGGAGAUCCAACAAAGUUUGGUGGGGAACAGAGGAACUCAAGUCUUUGUGAGACUACAGGAACAGGUGGCUGAGACAAUGAGAGAGAGUUACUACCCCUCUUUCCUGGUUUCUGAUCUGUAUGAGAGGCUGAUCAGACGAGACGAGCAGCAUAGCCAAUCACAGUGUAGCACUGAAGAAAAAGAAGAAGGGUGUCAGGGCCUAGAUGCUGUAGAGAAGGUGUGUGAUGAGGGCAGUAAAGGAAUCAACGAACAGGCAAGCUAUGCCGCCACUAAACUCCGCCAGCUCUAUGACAAAUUGGAGUACAAGAGACAGGCCCUGGGCUCUAUUCAGAAUGCCCCCAAACCAGAUAAAAGGAUUGUGAGCAAACUAAAGGAAGAAAUAGGAACCAUGGAAAAAGAACAUCGUGAACUCCAGCAACACAUUAUCAGGACUGACUGGUGGUGUGAAAACCUGGGCCACUGGAGGGCUACCAUUACUACAGCUGAAGCGGCAGAGGAAGGUGGGGAGACCGUAGCGUGUUACAUUGUGUGCGUGAGCCUGCUGGAGGGUGAGGAGAUGGGUAACAGUCACUGGAGUGUGCAAAGGAAACUUACUGAAUUCCAAAUGUUACACCGCAAACUGACCGAGUGUUUUCCAUCCCUCAAGAAACUCCAGUUACCAUCACUCAGCAAACUUCCCUUCAAAUCCAUUGACCAAAAGUUCUUAGACAAGAGCAAAACUCAACUCAAUAUCUUUCUACAGCGACUGCUGACAGAUGAGCGACUGUGUCAGUCAGAGGCGCUCUACGCAUUCCUCAGCCCGUCCCCAGAGCACCUAAAGGUGAUGUCCAUUCAGAAAAAGUCAUCUUUUUCUCUGGCCUCCUUCCUGGAGAAACUUCCUGGGGAUUUCUUCUCUCACACUGAGGAGGAGGCAGAUGACGACAGCGACCUGUCAGAUUACGGUGAUGAGACAGAUGGAAGGAGAGAUGCCCUGGCUGAACCCUGCUUCAUGCUCAUUGGAGAGAUCUUUGAACUCCGAGGAAUGUUUAAAUGGGUGAGAAAAACUCUUAUUGCACUAGUCCAGGUGACAUUUGGCCGAACUAUCAACAAACAGAUCAGGGAUACAGUGAACUGGAUAUUCUCUGAACAGAUGUUGGUCUGUUAUAUCAAUAUCUUCAAGGACACUUUCUGGCCCAACGGGAUUCUGGCGCCACAUGUCAAAAUCCAGACUGAUGCUGAACGCACCGAAACCAAGGAACGAGCUCAACAAAAACUCCUUGACAAUAUUCCAGAUGCAUUAGCAAAUCUAGUGGGCCAGCAGAACGCCCGCUCUGGAGUCAUCAAGGUUUUUAAUGCCCUGCAGGAAGCUAGUGCCAACAAACAUCUUCUCUAUGUGUUGAUGGAAAUGUUACUCAAAGAACUGUGUUCUGAACUCCGCAUAGAAGUUGACAACAUGUGAACAGCAUUUCCAGGAAAGUACUGUCGGGAUGCUGGGAAGGAGGGAUCCCAGAGUUGGAUUUAGUUCCGAUGACAACAUUCAAGCAUUGCCACUUUAUUCAUCUAUUAUUUCCUCAAGUAUCAUGAACACCCUUUUUAAAGCCUAGGCGCAGCAUAAACAUUUAUAUUGUUUGCACAAGUGGUACCACACUUACAGUAGUGCUCUGGCAUUGUUGAAGGACAACUCUGACCAGCUGAGCAUUGUGAACAUUAUUUAAAAAGUGUCAUUUUGUUGCUAGUGACAGUCACAAUACUGGCGUGGUUAUGAAGUUUUGCAAGAAUUUCUGUUCUACAUUCUUUUAAUGGUGGCAUAACAAAUUUGAAGAAUGAACGGUGUGCCCUGUGGGCACAAACUUAGCUUUUCUGUAGUGAACGGGUUCUAACCUACCGAGCUGGAUGAAGACAAAGCAGUCAUGUUGAUCUGCACAACAACACGGCUGGUAAAACUGGCCUGUAAAAUGAGAAGACAUCGUUCACAUUUGUUCCAACAGGCUCACAUGCACACAGAACAAAUAUUACUUUCAUUGUGUCAUUUCAUUCACUUCUCCUUUUUAUUUGAUAUUAUUAGCAGUAAAAGCAGCAUUUCUGUACCACAACCAGCUGAAAGAUUAUUUUUUUGUAUGUCGGUCUAAAGACCAGAAGGCAUGUUGUAAAGGUAAAGGCCAUGUUUGUUGAGUCAUAUUCACAAAAGAUCAUCUAUAAACCUUUGUUAAAUGCAGCAAAGACAAAUGAGGUUCCGAUUGUUUGUUGCCUUUCAAAGGUGACAAUUGUGUGACACUCUAAACCUCACAACAUUCCUGCUACACAAAAUCUGAGCAACAACACUUGUGUUCUGUGAUUCUUGUUAAGGCUUUUAAUUGUGCAAUAUACUGCCAUGUAAAAGUCA